Messenger RNA from Otolemur garnettii (small-eared galago), 8013 nucleotides. RefSeq names its product phosphatidylinositol-4-phosphate 3-kinase catalytic subunit type 2 alpha (gene PIK3C2A). Gene Ontology annotation, cellular component: cytoplasm; plasma membrane; phosphatidylinositol 3-kinase complex. The transcript is spliced from 33 exons. The coding region runs from base 212 to 5278 and encodes 1688 amino acids. Gene Ontology annotation, biological process: cell migration; phosphatidylinositol-3-phosphate biosynthetic process; phosphatidylinositol-mediated signaling. Gene Ontology annotation, molecular function: phosphatidylinositol binding; 1-phosphatidylinositol-4-phosphate 3-kinase activity; 1-phosphatidylinositol-3-kinase activity. The record is from RefSeq and is a predicted model, not a curated record. NCBI's taxonomy places the organism in Eukaryota, Metazoa, Chordata, Mammalia, Primates, Galagidae.
CCGGAAGUGACGUGCCGUGCUUGGCUGGCCGCAAAGUCCGCCGAAGCGCUCCGCCGCGGCUCAGCCAGCUUAGAGGAAAAUGGCUCGGACUGUGGCGUUUGCGGCGGCGCAGGUUGUGGUGGAGGCGGAGGUUCGGGCAGCGUGAGGUAUUACUAUUUUGGAAGCUACGAGAAAAUAUAGAUUAGGGACAAAUUUGGUCUUUUUAGUGGACAUGGCUCAGAUAUCCAGCAACAAUGGAUUUAAACAGUGUUCAUCUUCACAUCCGGAACCAACAAGAACAAAAGAUGUGGACAAAGAAGAAGCAUUACAGAUGGAAGCAGAGGCUUUAGCAAAACUGCAAAAGGAUAGACAGGUGACUGUCAAUCAGAGAGGCUUCGACUUGUCAAACAGCACCAAACAAAAAGCACAAGUUUAUAACAACCAGGAUUAUGAUCUCAUGGUGUUUCCUGAAUCAGAUUCCAAAAAAACAGCAGUAGAUAUUGAUGUAGAAAAGCUUACCCAAGCUGAACUUGAGAAAUUAUUGCUGGAUGACAGUUUUGAGACUAGAAAAACACCUGUAUUGCCAGUUACUCCUGUUCUGAGCCCUUCGUUUUCUGCACAGCUCUAUCUUAGACCUACUUUUCAGAGAGGACAGUGGCCACCCGGAUUACCUGGACCUUCUGCUUAUACAUUACCUUCUAUUUAUCCUUCAACUUAUACCAAACAGGCUGCAUUCCAGAAUGGCUUCAAUCCAAGAAUGCCUACUUUUCCAUCUACAGAACCUAUAUAUUUAAGUCUUCCAGGACAGUCUUCAUAUUUUUCAUAUCCCUUGACACCUGCCACACCCUUUCAUCCACAAGGAAGCUUACCUAUCUAUCGUCCUGGUGUCAGUCCUGACAUGGCAAAAUUAUUUGACAAAAUAGCUAGUACAUCAGAAUUUUUAAAAAAUGGAAGAGCAAGAACUGAUUUGGAGAUAACAAAUUCCAAAGCUGCAGUCAGCAAUCUACAGGUAUCUCCAAAGUCUGAGGAUAUCAGUAAAUUUGACUGGUUAGACUUAGAUCCUCUAAGUAAACCUAAGGUGGACAAUGUAGAAGUAAUAGACCACGAAGAAGAGAAAACUGUUCUAAGUUCACUAGCAGAGGAUCCUUGGGACGCUGUUCUUCUUGAAGAGAGAUCACCAGCAAGUUUUCACCUGGAAAGAAAGGUGAAUGGAAAAUCCCUUUCUGGGGCAACUGUAACAAGAAGCCAGUCUUUAAAUAUCCGAACAACUCAGCUAACAAAAGUCCACGGCCAGAUAUCUCAGAAAGACCCCAGUGGGACCAGUAGUUUGCCAACCGGAAGUUCUCUUCUACAGGAAGUCGAUGUACAGAAUGAGGAGGUGGCAGCUUUUUGUCUAUCUAUUACAAAAUUGAAGACCAAAUUUCUACAUACCAAUCACUGCACGAACCGAGGCUAUUUGUUAAGUCCAGUGACAGUGCAAAGAAACAUAUGUGGAGAAACAGCUAGUGUGAAGGUCUCCAUUGAAAUUGAAGGAUUUCAACUGCCAGUUACUUUUACAUGUGAUGUGAGUUCUACUGUAGAAAUCAUUAUAAUGCAAGCUCUUUGCUGGGUACAUGAUGACUUAAAUCAAGUAGAUGUUGGCAGCUAUGUUCUGAAAGUUUGUGGUCAAGAAGAAGUGCUGCAGAAUAACCAUUGCCUUGGAAGUCAUGAACAUAUUCAAAACUGUCGAAAAUGGGACACAGAGAUUAGAUUGCAACUCUUGACCUUCAGUGCAAUGUGCCAAAAUCUGGCCCGAACGGCAGAAGAUGAUGAAGCACCUGUGAAUUUGAACAAACACCUGCAUCAGAUAGAAAAACCUUAUAAAGAAGUCAUAACAAGACACUCUGUUGAAGAACUCUUAGAUUCUUAUCACAACCAGGUAGAGCUGGCUCUUCAAGUUGAAAACCAACACCGAGCAGUAGACCAAGUAAUUAAAGCUGUCAGAAAAAUCUGUAGUGCUUUAGAUGGUGUAGAAACUCUUGCCAUUACAGAAUCAGUAAAGAAGCUAAAGAGAGCCGUUAAUCUUCCAAGGAGUAAAACUGCUGAUAUGACUUCAUUGUCUGGAGGAGGAGACACUAGCAAGAGUUCAACUAGGGGCUCACUGAGUCCUGGAAAUCCUGUUCAAGUAAGCAUGGACCAACUAACUGCAGCAAUUUAUGAUCUUCUCAGACUCCAUGCAAAUUCUGGCAGGAGUCCUGCAGACUGUGCUCAAAGUAACAGAAACAUAAAGGAAGCUUGGACUACAACAGAACAGCUCCAGUUCACUAUUUUUGCUGCACAUGGAAUUUCAAGUAACUGGAUAUCAAAUUAUGAAAAAUACUACUUGGUAUGUUCCCUGUCUCACAAUGGAAGGGAUCUUUUUAAGCCUAUUCAAUCAAAGAAGGUUGGAACUUAUAAGAAUUUCUUCUAUCUUAUUAAAUGGGAUGAGCUAAUUAUUUUUCCCAUCCAGAUAUCGCAAUUACCAUUAGAAUCACUUCUUCACCUUACUCUUUUUGGAAUUUUAAAUCAGAGCAGUGGAAGUUCCCCUGAUUCUAAUAAGCAGAGAAAGGGGCCAGAAGCUUUGGGCAAAGUUUCUUUACCUCUUUUUGACUUUAAACAGUUUUUAACAUGUGGAACUAAACUUCUCUAUCUUUGGACUUCAUCGCAUACAAAUUCUAUUCCUGGAACAGUACCCAGAAAAGGCUAUAUCAUGGAAAGGAUAGUGCUACAGGUUGAUUUUCCUUCUCCUACAUUUGAUAUUAUUUAUACAACUCCUCAAGUUGACAGAAGCAUUAUACAACCACACAACUUAGAAACACUGGAGAAUGAUAUAAAGGAGAAACUUCUUGAUAUUCUUCAGAGAGACUCAUCACUUGGACUUUCUAAGGAAGAUAAAGCUUUUUUGUGGGAGAAACGAUGUUAUUGCUUCAAAUAUGCAAAUUGUCUUCCUAAAAUACUAGCGAGUGCCCCAAACUGGAAAUGGGUUAAUCUUGCAAAAACUUACUCAUUGCUUUAUCAGUGGCCUCCAUUGCACCCACUGACUGCAUUGGAACUUCUUGAUUCAAAAUUUGCUGAUCAGGAAGUGAGAUCGCUAGCUGUGACCUGGAUUGAAGCCAUUAGUGAUGAUGAGCUAACAGAUCUUCUUCCACAGUUUGUUCAAGCUUUGAAAUAUGAAAUUUACUUGAAUAGUUCAUUAGUGCGCUUCCUUCUAUCCAGAGCAUUGGGAAAUAUCCAGAUAGCCCACAAUUUAUAUUGGCUUCUUAAGGAUGCCCUGCAUGAUGCACAGUUUGGUACCCGCUAUGAACAUGUCUUGGGUGCUCUCCUCUCAGUAGGAGGAAAAGGACUCAGAGAAGAACUUUUAAAGCAGACGAAACUCGUGCAGCUUUUAGGAGGAGUAGCAGAAAAAGUAAGGCAGGCUAGUGGAUCAGCCAGACAGGUUGUCCUUCAAAGGAGUAUGGAACGAGUACAGUCCUUUUUUCUGAGAAAUAAAUGCCGUCUACCUCUCAAGCCAAGCCUAGUGGCAAAAGAAUUAAAUAUUAAGUCAUGUUCCUUCUUUAGUUCUAAUGCUGUGCCCCUCAAAGUCACCAUGGUGAAUGCUGACCCUAUGGGAGAAGAAAUUAAUGUUAUGUUUAAGGUUGGUGAAGAUCUUAGGCAAGAUAUGUUAGCUUUACAGAUGAUAAAGAUUAUGGAUAAGAUCUGGCUUAAAGAAGGACUAGAUCUGAGGAUGGUAAUUUUCAAAUGUCUCUCAACUGGCAGAGAUAGAGGCAUGGUGGAGUUAGUUCCUGCUUCAGAUACCCUCAGGAAAAUCCAAGUGGAAUAUGGUGUGACAGGAUCCUUUAAAGAUAAACCACUUGCAGAGUGGCUGAGGAAGUACAAUCCCUCUGAAGAAGAAUAUGAAAAGGCUUCAGAGAAUUUUAUCUAUUCUUGUGCUGGAUGCUGUGUGGCCACCUAUGUUUUAGGCAUCUGUGAUCGACACAAUGACAAUAUAAUGCUUCGAAGCACAGGACACAUGUUUCACAUUGACUUUGGAAAGUUUUUGGGGCAUGCUCAGAUGUUUGGUAGCUUUAAAAGGGAUCGGGCUCCUUUUGUGCUGACCUCUGAUAUGGCAUAUGUCAUUAAUGGGGGUGAAAAGCCCACCAUUCGUUUCCAGUUGUUUGUGGACCUCUGCUGUCAGGCCUACAACUUGAUAAGAAAGCAAACAAACCUCUUUCUUAACCUCCUUUCACUGAUGAUUCCUUCAGGGUUACCGGAACUUACAAGUAUUCAGGAUUUGAAGUAUGUUAGAGAUGCACUUCAACCCCAAACUACAGAUGCAGAAGCUACCAUUUUCUUUACUAGGCUGAUUGAGUCAAGUUUGGGAAGCAUUGCCACAAAGUUUAACUUCUUCAUUCACAACCUUGCUCAGCUUCGUUUUUCUGGUCUUCCUUCUAAUGAUGAGCCCAUCCUUUCAUUUUCACCCAAAACAUACUCCUUUAGACAAGAUGGUCGAAUCAAGGAAGUCUCUGUUUUCACAUAUCAUAAGAAAUAUAACCCAGAUAAACAUUAUAUUUAUGUAGUCCGAAUUUUGAGGGAAGGACAACUUGAACCAUCAUUUGUUUUCCGGACAUUUGAUGAAUUUCAGGAACUUCAUAAUAAGCUCAGUAUUAUUUUUCCACUGUGGAAGUUACCAGGCUUUCCUAAUAGGAUGGUUCUAGGAAGAACACACAUCAAAGAUGUAGCAGCCAAAAGAAAAAUUGAGUUAAACAGUUAUUUACAAAGUUUGAUGAGUGCUUCAACAGAUGUAGCAGAGUGUGACCUUGUUUGUACUUUUUUUCACCCUUUACUUCGUGAUGAGAAAGCUGAAGGAAUAGCUAGGUCUGCAGAUGCAGGUCCCUUCAGUCCUACUCCAGGCCAAAUAGGAGGAGCAGUGAAAUUAUCUGUCUCUUACCGAAAUGGUACUCUUUUCAUCAUGGUGAUGCACAUCAAAGAUCUUGUUACUGAAGAUGGGGCUGACCCAAAUCCCUAUGUCAAAACGUACCUACUUCCAGAUACUCACAAAACAUCCAAACGUAAAACCAAAAUUUCACGAAAAACGAGGAAUCCAACAUUUAAUGAAAUGCUUGUAUACAGUGGAUAUAGCAAAGAAACUCUCAGACAGAGAGAACUUCAACUAAGUGUACUCAGUGCAGAAUCUCUGCGGGAAAAUUUUUUCUUGGGUGGAAUAACGCUGCCUCUGAAAGAUUUCAACUUGAGCAAAGAGACUGUUAAGUGGUAUCAGCUGACUGCAGCAACUUACUUGUAAACUAAUGAAUUCUGAGCUUUGGAAACAAGAACAUUUAUAAACUUGUGUGCACAUGCACACAUACAAACUUUGUAUAGUAUUUUUAUACUUGGACAAAUAUUACAAAGUUAAAUUUCAACACAUCUGUUGGACCAACAGACACAUAACUAACCUUUAUGAAUUUUUGAAAGCCAUUGCUAUUUUCAAGUCAUUAUGCUGUAUGCUAUAAACCCUAAACUUAAUAUAUAUUAAGUCCCGAAAAAGACUUUGAGACAGUACUAUAUCUGUUCAGGCCCCUAUUUUGCAUUGUUUCCUGUAUAGAGCAACAUGUUUGUUUUCUUUUUAUGCACCUUUUACAGCCUUUACCACUGUGUAUGUUCUCAAACACCAAAGUAAAGGAAAGAUGCAGGAUAUUACCUUAAAAUGCAGUUGCUAUUCACAGGGCUAAAAAGCAAAGCACAAAUAAUAGAUAGCUAUGUUAAGAACUACUAAGUAGUUUAUAGAAGUAGGGAAGAAAUAAUAUUGAUUUUUAUUCAUAUCUUUUCUGAUGUGAAAAAGCCUUUUUUGGAAUAAGUGCCAGUCACUGAAGUUGUAAAUAAUGGUGCCUUAACUUUGUAUGCUUCCCUGGCACUUCAUUUCUGCUUUUUUCCCUAAUUUGAUAAAUGAUUGUAGGUAGUUUUGUGUUACUUUCAUCUUACUGAACAAGAAAUUAUGUACAUAUACUAAUAUUUUUCCCACAAAAAGAUAAUUUUUUCUACUUCUGAUGUGUGACUUAAUUAAACAAUCAAGCCAUUUGAUUUAAAUUUUUGUUGCCCAGUACCUAAACAAGAUUUAUAAUGUAGUUGUCACUAAAUUUUAUCAUUCCAUUGUAAUUCUCCAUUUAUUCCCAGGGCUGUGAAUUGAGAUUUGAUCCCUGUACCUCUGUAGCUCUACUCCAACCCCUCAUUAACAGGUGAAAAUUCUCCCGCCAGGUACCCAUUCCUGAGUAGGGCACUCUUACAAGAGGCCUAGGACAAGAAUUUUAGGGUUUAGCCUGAAUGUUAAUAUAGACCAUUCUGGAAAUUUAUGUCUUAAAUUGUCUUAUUAACAUUUAUUUAAUUUAGGUAAAUAUAUAUAUAUGUAUAUGCACAAAAUGAGAACUUCCACAGUUAGAAUAUAAAUUCAGACACUUUUUAAAUGGUAAUAGAGAUUGUACCAAUUUGGUUGCUGUGAGAAAACUAACAAAAUAUGCAAUGAGGAGUACCAAGAGAGAAAGGACAAUCUCCAUUCAGUUGCCUAGAAUACAAUAGAAUUUUUUUGAACUGUGCAAAUGCUUAAUGUAAAUGGUGAUACCAGCAGAGCAGAAAUAGAAGAGUUAAGAAUAUAUCAGAGGAACAGAGUGGAAGAAAAACUUGAAAUUUUUGGUGCCUAACACUAAUGGUCCACUUGUAGUUAAACCUGUGAGUAUGAUAAUAUGUCUUUUUUAAAAUGUUAAAAUGUGUUGUCUAUUUAAUAAGUUAAUAUGCAGAUCAAAACACCACCAUUUGCUUUUUCCACAUACCUUUAACAUUUCCUGAAAGUGUUUGAGUAGCUUUACAAUUACAAGUACACUAGAAAUUUUCACUUAACCUUUUGAGACUUAAGUCCAUUCCAUGAGUUGUCACUUAGCCACUGUACAAAACAAAAAAAGUACUGUCUUGGGAAAAGGUCAUUGUUGAUUGGACUCAACAUAUACUGCCUUUUUGCAGUCUGUUAUAGCAAUGUCUUUUAGCACAAAUGAUAAUAGAUCUAGAAAAUGUGAUAUCACUUUUUAAUAAUAAGAAAUCUGGAUUCAUAUCUAAAAGUGUAUAUUAUGAUUAAUACUGUACAGUUAAGUGUUCAGAACAAGUGGUAAUGUUUUAAUUUAACUCAUUUUGUGCCUUUGAUCAUUAAAACACACGCAUAUAUUUUACAAAUAGUUUAAUAUAAGUUAUUUCGUUAUGAAACACUAAUCUUCAGUCUGUACCAAAAGAUAAAAACAAAGAUCCUUUUUGCACUAUUACUAUCAAUCAAUUUUAAAUCAGUUGGAGUCUCAAAUUUUUUAAAAAGCUUACAUUAAAGUAAAUCUGAAAAACAAAAGUUGAAACAAACUGUCCACGACCCUAAUUUUUAUGUAUAAUCACAAUAUUUGUACCAAUCUUUAAUGACUAAAAGUAAUUGUGCUACAUGUAAGUCCUGCAUCAGAAGAAUUCUUUCUUACUUGCCACUGUUUUGGGAUUUGAAGAUAAUAGUUCACUCCAGGAACUUAUUAUUUUCUCUACCGAGGAACCCAAUGUAGAACUUGCACUGAUAUUUUCAUAACUGCCUUUAUAUAAAUCAGUAGGUAUCUAAAUGUUAAGGCAUGUAUGAUCUUUGAUAAAAUGUUCCUUUUUUCAAAUUAUAGUUGUAUAAAAGUUUCAGUAUCUUGCCUUAAAUCGGUUGAUUGUUCUUUCUAGGAUUCAAAUAUUAAUGGUGUUUAAGAAAACAUAAAAUUCACUUUGAUACUUAGACUUCAGGUCAAAAAGGACUAAAGCCCCACUACCAUAAUCCAUAGAUUUACUUACAUUUUGUUUGACUACAGUGCAAAUAUGAAUAUGGGAAUUAGUCUCAGCGAUAAGAACCAAAAUGCUUUAAUUAUAUUAAGGUAGUGAAUAAAGAUGUAUAAUAUUUUUUAUUAAUACCUUGAAUAUAUUCAGUGAAUUGAAUGUGACUUUAUAACUGUACUACAAUUGUAUUAAAAUAUUUCUGGAAUAAAAAAA